GGCUUUGGAGGCUGUGGAGCCUGGGCAGAGCUGAAGUGUCUGUGAAGGAGAGCGGAGCUCGCUGUGUAUGGCAGGCUAUUGCUGGCUACAUAGCCAUAUCGAUAUACACAGACUGUGUGCACAAGAUAAGAAUUUCAGAGUGGCAUUAACACCUACCCAUUUUGCUAUGUGACUCCUUUUAAAGAACUCAAGUACCAUCUUUAAAAAGUUCUCACGGGAUAAUACACUUAAAAAGCCAUGGGGAACCAUCUAACUGAGAUCGCACCCAACACCUCGUUUCUACCUACACUUCAGACCCUACAUGUGGUGGUUAUAGGGUUGGACUCUGCUGGGAAGACCUCUCUUUUGUACAGACUAAAAUUUAAGGAGUUUGUGAAAUGUGUUCCCACUAAGGGCUUUAAUAUGGAAAAGAUAAAGGCCCCAGUUGGGAAUUCCAAAGCAAUCACUUUUCAAGUCUGGGAUGUAGGUGGCCAGGAGAAACUAAGACCCUUAUGGAAAUCCUACACCAGAAGGACUGAUGGUAUGGUGUUUGUUGUGGACUCUUCAGAGCAGGAAAGAAUGGAGGAGGCUAAAGUGGAGCUACACAAGAUAACCAGGACUUCUGAAAACCAAGGUGUGCCUGUCUUAAUCCUUGCUAACAAACAAGACGUAACAGAUGCACUCUCUGUAACGGAGGUGGAAAAGCUGCUAGCGCUCCAUGAACUUGGUACAUCUACCUUGAGUCAUAUUCAAGGUUGCAGUGCAAUAGAUGGCAGAGGUUUGCAUCCAGGACUUGAGAAACUUUAUGACAUGAUCCUAAAGAGGAAGAAGAUGCUGAGACACAGCAAAAAGAAGCGGUGAAUGCAUUUGCCACAUUUAUCUUCUAAGUGUUCUAUCAAUAAAGGAGAACUUCACUGUUUUAAUGGAAGUUUCCACCUUGCUACUGUAUUAGCCAACUGAACUAUGGCUCUGUAGUUUCUGGUAAUGGGCCAGGCUGGUAAAAUCAUCACUAUUCAGAAAAGUGUGUCUGCUGAAGAAGCCAGCACAACCUCACAUGCAAUCUAUUUAAAUUGGAAUGAAUCUAUUUAGCGGUACAUUUUGAUAGGAGGAUAUGGACACCUGGGGGGAAAGUUGUUUUGUAGAAAACAGAACACGGGUUUGUUUUUCAUGAACAUGCAACGACCAAAGGCCUUGGAUGACCUGUGCACAUGAAGAACGCUGAAGGGACAUUUACUUAUUUAAUAAAGACAUGGGGUAGCAUAUACUGUUUAUAUACUUGAUCACUCGCUUAGCAUUUUUUUAAAGAGUAUUUGGGUAUUUUUAAUCCCAAGUCUCCUUACCACAAAAUGAACUGUUUGAUUAUUUUGUACAAGCCUUGUAUGUUUGUAGGAUGGUCACUUAAGUUAUUUAUAGUAAAUAAAUGAAAAGUAGAUCACA
This is a messenger RNA of Bufo bufo (common toad), 1416 nucleotides long. It is a transcript of the gene ARL4D, whose product is annotated as ADP ribosylation factor like GTPase 4D. Bases 238 to 840 code for a protein of 200 amino acids. Gene Ontology annotation, molecular function: GTP binding; GTPase activity. The record is from RefSeq and is a predicted model, not a curated record. The transcript has 2 exons. Gene Ontology annotation, biological process: vesicle-mediated transport; intracellular protein transport. Gene Ontology annotation, cellular component: cytoplasm. Lineage: Eukaryota; Metazoa; Chordata; Amphibia; Anura; Bufonidae.